Plasmodium knowlesi strain H is the source of this 2802-nucleotide messenger RNA. RefSeq names its product conserved Plasmodium protein, unknown function. NCBI's taxonomy places the organism in Eukaryota, Apicomplexa, Aconoidasida, Haemosporida, Plasmodiidae. The record is from RefSeq and is a predicted model, not a curated record. The transcript has 3 exons. The coding region runs from base 1 to 2802 and encodes 933 amino acids.
AUGUGGCCCCCGCGGAGAGUGAUCCCCUGGAGGGGUAGCCGAAGAAUGCUCAGCAACACAGGGGAGUAUUCCUCGAGCAUCAGCCGAAUCUUUAACAAGCUGAAUGGGGAGCUGAAGGAGAGGGGGUCCAAAGGAGGGGGAGACAACCCCCCCGAGGGAAAGAAGUGGCAACGUCAUGAUGGAAGACAUCCCUCAGAUCUUAUUCUCAAACAAUUCGAAGGAGCAAUAAAUAAUAUAAAGCUGAAUAAAAUGUUUGGACGCGACCUCUCUUAUUGCAUGAACAUUUUAUCGAAGAUAGAAUACUUUAGAGGGCAUCCUUUCUGGGUCAAGGCAUGUAACAGGUUGGUGAAGGGAUACAUGCUACACAGGAUAAAUACAGAAAGUUACUUUAUAAUGGCUAAUUCGUUGGGUAAAGUAGAUCUUCUCUUUGGUGAUGGUGUCAAACAGAGAAAACAACACAACUCGGAACGACUGACGGAAGAGGGGGCGGGAUCUCCUUUGUAUAGUUCUUCCUCCCCUUUUAUGUUCAUCUCUUUCGAUGGUCAUGUCACAGUGGAGAGGGAGAAGACAACAAAUGGAAGGAGGUACCACCAAGUGUACAACGAAAUAGCAUUUAGAUUUCUCCUUAAUCUGGAGUCCAUAAAUUUGGAUUGUAUAAGUUGUGUAUUAAACAUGUUCGCUAAGCUGAACGUAAGGGAGUAUAAUCUGUUGGGUUACUACUUAGCUGAUUAUGUUAUGUUGGAAGAGUUGAGGAGGGCUGAGGGGAAGGAGAAUACCUCCUUGGAGGGGAUUCAGUGGCAUACAAAUGGGAAAAGAUCCAACAGAAUGGACCAAAUUAGAAGCUCUUCUAAUACUAGGGGGAAGACAACUUUACUCCAUGUAGACCGAUACAACAUCUCCAAGAUGGUUAUUAUUUUGCACUCAUUAGCAAAGUUGGGAGUGGUACACGUGGAGUUUCUCUCCUUGUGUUCUUCCAUUUUGAGAGAACAUCUUAUGUUGUUGAAUAGUUUAGACAUAUGCAACUUGAUGUAUUCAUUCUCGAAGAUGAUUCCUUCGUGGAAUGGAAAGAACAAGUACGAACGAGUUAGUCUACAUAGGAGAGUUAGGAGCAAAUCUUUCCAGUCCUAUGUUGACACUGUAGUGAAGUGCACCCAGGUGUAUACACCCCGAUACCGGAGCACAACAAAUAUGCACAAUACGUAUAACUCACUUUUACGUAAUGAUUUUGAGGGACAGCUAAAUCAGUUGUACAGGGAGAUCGAAGGAGAAGAAGUUAAGUUGGCCAUGCAGAUUGGCUCACUCAUACAAAGGGAACACGUCCUGGGUAAUUUUACAGCUUUGCAAAUUUCCUCUCUAGCACUUUCCAUGGCAAAAUUGAACUUGAAUUUUUAUGGUUCUUUUUACGCCAUGAAUAGGAAGGUUCACCACUUAUGGAAGGAUUUUUCCCUUCAGAACAUUGCGGAUUUCCUUUUCGGAGUGAACGAGAAGAACAUCUCUGAUGAGCAGGUCACUCUGCUGUUGUGUUACCAGUUUGUGCGUCUGAUUUAUGAAAAGUAUUGCUCUUCCUUCUUAAUGAAGAGAAGGGACUCUUUUUCGCAAAAUCACCUGAACAUGGUCAGGCAGAAUAGCGAACAUAUUUACUUCUUCGAAAAAACGAAAAAGAGGGUACAUUUUUUAGACGCAAAGGAUUGCUCUUUUGUGGUUCGAAUUUUUCACUCCCUGGCCAAGUCGGAUAUUCUCGUUGGGGUGUGUGCGUCUUCAUUGGAUAGGCCCCCAGGGAUGUACUUUCCCUACGAUGUAUAUGUGUGGUGUGAGAAUACCGGAAAAAAGAAUGGCGAUUCGAGUGACCAGGGGGGUGAAGAGUUAAUUAACCCCCCGUAUCAGCACACUGCAGAGGAUCCCUGUUGUUACGGAGAAGACAUGGGAAAUGCCCCCUGGGAAAAACUGAACGAGUACCCAAAUGGAGCGAACCCAACCUUCAGGUCCUUUGAAGAGAAUGCCGAUCUGAUUAGGUGGCAUACCAUGCGUACAUUGCACCACGUCAUUUGGCAACAUUUGGAUUUACUUCCCUUCGAGAGCAAGUCCAUGUUGUGUUACUUUUGUCUGCACGUGCUCGACUUUAUGUUACCCAUGAGGGGGUAUGCACAGUUGGAUGGUUAUCCCUGUGGGGAGUCUGCUCCCCAGAAUGGUAACUCAUUUCACCUGCACAGGUCAGGCAAAACGAAAGUUCCAAAAUUUCCCGAGAGGAGCAUUUUAUCGCAGAUAAGCAGAAGUCUCUUCGCAAGGUUGUUUUUUCAUGUGUGGGAAUCUAUGGAUAAUAAUUCGCUUAGUGAAGUUACCAUGCGCCAGAUUCAUAUGUGCAUUUUAAGCUUUUACCUGGACGUUAUGGGUUUGGUGCCAAAGCGGUGUGCCCCCCCAGACCAUAUGCCCAGUGUGCGUUAUAUCACCUCAUUGGAUUGGACCGAUACGAAUAUAUCCCUGAAGAAGGAGCCUCCUGCCAAGUUCAGUGAAGACAUAUUUCUUUACUUCUCCAUGGAGAUUCUGCAAAAGUUGAACGAUUUUUUGGACCUCGUUAGGGUGCGAAGCUGUCAGCAGAAGGAGAUGACCCUGACGUCGAGGACGCAUGCCGAGGUGUACAACUGCCUGCGGAGGAUGGUCGAUGAGUUGAACGGAUCAGGAAAAAGGGGCGUGUUGCACAGCUCCGAGGUGAUAGUUGGCCCAUUCGUACUGGAUUGUGUACUUGAACCAAAGGAAAGGGAAGGAGAAAACACCCCCUCCCAAUAUGACGCUGCUUUGGUAUGA